AUGAAGGUUCCACUUACCAUGACUGAAGUCCUUGAAGGUAUUGACGACGAAGUUAGAGUUAUUAUUACCAGAACAGGAAAACCUGAGAAGAAUGCUUCUGACUCAAAUAUUGAAAAGGCUUUCGAUUUACAAGUCAAAGGUUACAACAAGAGACGUCACAGAAGAAGUAAGGGUAGUUAUAUCAAAUUUUGGAAUUUAUUCAGUGAGAAAUUGAUGGAAGAUUCUGUUAUUUUGGAUUUCAAAGAUGAAGUUACUAAGAAGAAGAGAAGGUCAAACAAUUCAAACUCGUCUAUUACUACUACUACAACUGCUACUAGUUCUAACUCAAACAAGAGUCAAACCCCCCAAAGUCUGCAAUGUUUGUGGCAAAGAACACUUUUGGUCACUGUGUCCAGAAUUGAAGGAAUUGAGGAAGGACAAGUUGUUGAACUAUCACCAUGGACCUUAUCAUGA
Molecule: messenger RNA, 453 nt
Organism: Hemisphaericaspora subhashii
Lineage: Eukaryota; Fungi; Ascomycota; Pichiomycetes; Serinales; Debaryomycetaceae
Exons: 1
Coding region: 1-453 (150 amino acids)
Source: RefSeq, a predicted model, not a curated record